AUAAAUAUAUCCCCAAGCGAUAUGAAAAAAACAAUAAGGAACUACUGGAUUACAAAAUGUAUUCUGAAAUAUAUCGUCUUCAAUGUAAUUGCCUUAAGUUCAGCUUCAUCGAAUCGUCCACUUAAGUUUACGUCAGAUCAGAGUCUCCCGUUGUCUAAUAAUUAUGAUACAGUUAUAUCUGAACAUGAAAACGAACCUACUUAUAAAACAUCCGUUGCUUUCAAUUAUAAAAAUAGAAAAGACACAGAUAUUGAUAAUGACAAGCGUUUUGCGUACAAUACUGACAACUUUGAUGAUGAUACAAAUAUAUUGGCAAAAAACGAAACGAAUAUCGUUAAUAACGAUCAAGCUGAAAGCGAAACGGUAUUCAAUGAACACAUAGACAAGACCAAUGAGCAGGAAAUAACGAAUAGUAACGUAACUACGAUCUACUUAGCUGGAUACGAUGACGAGAUUAUUAAAUUAAAACUAGACAUCGAAGAAAAAGGCGAAGGUACUGAACUUCUUAUAUGUUUUUACCUAUGCAAAGACUUACACUACAAUGAUUUAGGUUGCGUCUACACUGAUAUUAAAAAUCUACAGGAUGUUUCAUGGAAAUACUCACAUAUAUUUUGCGUAGAUAGUCAAUUUUUAAAACCUACAUGGUGUUUGGAUGACGUGUAUGCUACAUACAAUUUUCCUAAGCGCAAAGAAACUACAGAUGGUAACGAUCGUCCACUACAAAAUAUUGAAUAUACAGUCAAUGGAAUGUGCAAGAAUAAAAUUAUAAAACCAAAAAAGAGUAAUAUAAACUAUAUCAAUAAUAUAUUUCCACUUAAACAUAGUAAAUAUUUUCCAAACACUAUUCGCCCAAUUGAAAAUGACUUACAAGAUACUGACAUAAAUAUUGACAUUAAUCAAAAAUUAAAAGAACUAGGUAUCACCAGAAAAAAUGUCAACACGAGAUAUCUAAAUCCUAACUAUUAUAACACGCAAGAUUAUAUUGAUCCCAAUAGUGGUAUAGUAGAAAAUCCUUUAAGAAAAGAAAAUAAACGAACCAAUUCAUCUAUUUAUCCUACAACAUUUAAAAAUAUGAUCAGUUAUAACCAUAUAAAUGAUAAAGUUGAUGACGGCAAUGACCUUAACUACGCUGCUAUAAUACAUAGUACGGAACCUGAUAUAAUACCAAAUAUUAACAACGAUGAAAAUAAUGAUAACGAGCUUGAAAACUUUAGAAAAACUGAAACAACUGACGUCUUAGAAGAUUCAAUACCAAGUUUCCCUGAAACAGUUAACGGUACAUAUACUAACGAAGCUAAUGUUUUACAAUGUGGAAAUUAUUCGUUAUUAACGAAUAAAAUAGCUACUAAUGCAAACGAUUCAAAUUAUGCAGACUAUGGACGGUCUGACAGCAAAGUUUUUGAUGAAAACUUAACGAAUUUCACAGCGUGUGAAACUGAUAAACUUGGACCUCUAAGUAUAGAAAUUAUAGUGGAAGAUAAUCCUUUAUAUCGUAAUUUUUUACCGGAUAUAGAUUCAUUUAUUGCAAAUAGUUUACAAUCUCAAUACCCAUGUAAAGCUGAGCCCAAAUCUACGGUAACAGUUCAACCACAAACUCCAUCGACAACAUAUUCGUAUUUGCCAUUUGAAUCAAACCAAGAACUUGAAAUUAUACCACUAAGCAACAAUACAGCUCAACCUUAUCUUGAUACUUACAGUCUAAGUUCUACACCUCAUUAUCACAAAUCCACUCCACAAUUAGACUCAAAUGUGUUGCGAGAAUUAGAAGAAAUUAAAUUAAAAUCUAUUCCCAUACCCGAAAGUUUAAAUUUAAGAAAACCCUUUCAUUACCCAAUAUUUAAAUCAACAAUCAAAACACCACCUGUUCUAAUACCACAAUCAGACACGGAAGAAAAUGAAUCAAAUAUAACUCUUAAACUUCAAAAUGAAAUACAAGAACAUUUAGUACCAAGUCUCUCAGAUGCUAAUUCAAAAUUAACACCACCGUAUGCUCUAUUUGAUAAAAUAUACAAUGUAGAUAAGCUAAACGAUAUUAUAAUACCGAUUCGUGGAACAGUUAUAGUGAAAUACGAACCAAAUGAUUUAAUUAAAACCAAUAUAAAAACUAAUAAUCCUGAUAUAGAACUAAAAGUGUGGACGUCUAAACUGAGACUAUUGAAAGCGAGAAUUGUUUUAGACGAGGUUGAAUUGAUGACGUUUAAUUUUGUUCCAAUCGUUAAGAAUAUUUCAAACUACAAACCAGAAAUGAUUCUAGACACGGUUAAGAGGCAGUACCAUCUCGGCUCGCCACGCCACGAGACGGAACUGGCGGGAGUGUCACAACGGUGUCGAUAA
Molecule: messenger RNA, 2334 nt
Organism: Vanessa tameamea
Lineage: Eukaryota; Metazoa; Arthropoda; Insecta; Lepidoptera; Nymphalidae
Exons: 6
Coding region: 22-2334 (770 amino acids)
Source: RefSeq, a predicted model, not a curated record